Messenger RNA from Salvia splendens (bonfire salvia), 2019 nucleotides. RefSeq lists its product as uncharacterized. The transcript has 3 exons. Bases 527 to 1744 code for a protein of 405 amino acids. The record is from RefSeq and is a predicted model, not a curated record. Lineage: Eukaryota; Viridiplantae; Streptophyta; Magnoliopsida; Lamiales; Lamiaceae.
UGCAACUUCAUCGCAUAUUUAUACGUAAUUUAAUUGUGUUAGUAAAUAGCAACCGGAAAAUCUAAGUCACGCCUUUUCUCGUUGUAAAAAGACAAAUUACUAAACCGUUACAGUUAUCCUCAAUUUUCAUUUUUCUGGGGAUUCUUCAUUUUUCCGAGCUUUUUUUCUUCAACAGCUUUAUACUUUAAGAAACUUGUUGCUUGCUAUUUGUUUUUCCCACUUCACACACGCAUACGCAUAGUUGCCUCUUCAGUUUCCUUGCCGUAUAGCUUUGAUUGGUUUCUGUGACUAAAUCUGCAAAUUUCUUCUUCUUCUUCUUCUUCUUCUUCUUCUUCUUCUUCUACUUCUUCUUCUUCUUCUUCUUCAAGAUAAAGAGGAUUUGGGCUCGCUUGUUUCUUCUUCAUACUCAAAAUCUAUUCUAGUUUCCAUCCAAUUUCACUUCAUUUGCUGCAAACAUAUAGUAGGUAACAACUUAUACUUUUUUAUGGUAAAUAAAUGGCAUCAUUGAUGGAGAUUCUAGUGUUUCAUGUGUGGGAAUCCGAUGGGUGAUGAUGAUGAUGCUUUGUCUGAGAUUUGUGCUCUAAAAGAUGCACUAUGUGCUCAGCAGGAGCUUCUGCAGAAGCUCUACAGUGAUUUGGAUGCAGAGAGGGAGGCCUCUGCCUCUGCCGCCAGCGAGGCCUUGGCCGUGAUCCUCCGGCUUCAGGGUGAGAAGGCCGCGGUGCAGAUGGAGGCCGACCAUUACAAGAGGCUCUCGGAGGAGAAGAUAUGCCAUGCCGAGGAAUCUCUAGCUAUGAUUGAAGAUACAGUUUAUCAGAAGGAAAUGGAGGUGGCUGCAUUGGACUAUCAACUGCAAGCUUAUAGGUCUAAGUUGUUGAGCGUUGGUUGUGAUGAACAUGGCUUUGGUGGGGAGAUGAACCGCAUUGGGAGAAGGCAUUCCGUGCCCAUUUCGUGUAGGGGGGAGAGGGAUUUGGUUUGUGGUGAUGUGGAGGGGAAGGUGGUUGAGGAAAUGUGUUUGGAUUCGGGGAAAAAGAUUGAUGGCUAUUGGGAGAAGAUUAGGAGGUUGGAUGAGAGGGUGAAGGAGAUUGCAGGAGGAAGUUCUUCUUCUAGGAGUGAGACACGGUCUCCCUCUUCAUCGUUGUCUUCACGUCUGAGUAGAGGGAGUUUGUGUGAUCCAACGAGGGACACUGGCAGUUCGUGUCAGCCAAACAGGAUGAUGGAUGGAAUUGGUGAGACUAAGAGUUCAGAUGGUGUAGCUGCUGAUGGUUCUUGUUCGACGAGCAUUCAUGACGUGUUUGAAGUUCCACAAGCGGAUGAGAGGUGUGAAUCAAUGGAGAAAGAUGAAAUCAAGAAUCUUGAAAAGGAAGAUGUUUUUCCAGAGGCUGCGAAGAUGGCUAGAGAUGAGCCCGAGUGGUUCAAGAAUGUGUUGCAGUCGAGCCAAGUGAGUGAUGUUGAGUGCGGUUUGGUAGUUGCGCCUGCUGCAACGAGCAUUGCUCAGUUUCAUAUGACGAUGAGUCAAGUUGGUGGGAGAUCAGAGAUUGUGGAAAAUGACAGACCAUUAACAUGUAGAAGCAGAGAAGAAGAACUGAAAUUGUUGCAUGAGCUUAAAGAGAAAGUGAAUUUGUUGCAUGAUGAAAUCAGGAGUUUGAAGGGGAAGAAACCAUCCCCUGUUAGAAAAGAAGAAAAAGAAGAGACGUCCUUGGCUAUGGCUCUUCUCGCAGAGGCAAUGCUUUCCUUUUGGCUGUGAGCUGUGAUGGAAGUUAUAGAGAUCAACCUGCUGAUUUAACCGACCCUUGCGUAUUGUAUGUGCUCUCUCUGCCCUCUCUCAUCAACGCCUCAUUGUGUAAGAUCUUUGUCAAUAAUUACUGUAUGUAUUUUUAUUUUUUUCCUGUAAUUGAUCAAGAGUUGGCUUUGGAUUUUUUUGGUUUGUGUUUUGGGUUUUGGUUGCAGCUGCAUACUUCUUUUGUACAGAAUGAAUACUGCCAUGUUACAUAUAAAUGAUAUAAUCAAGAAUGUCUUGUA